This is a messenger RNA of Galendromus occidentalis (western predatory mite), 514 nucleotides long. RefSeq lists its product as uncharacterized. The transcript has 5 exons. Lineage: Eukaryota; Metazoa; Arthropoda; Arachnida; Mesostigmata; Phytoseiidae. The coding region runs from base 22 to 396 and encodes 124 amino acids. The record is from RefSeq and is a predicted model, not a curated record.
GCAACGGAACCUGUUCAAAAGAUGACGUUCAAAGUCGUUUCGAGCUUCCUCUGUGUCCUGUUUGUUGUGUCCGCCGCGCGUGGCCAAAGCGACGACUUCCGCGAUGAUCCGCUCGAGCAGUCAAGAGAUUGCUUCGAGAAAGUGCACUUCGACUUCAGCCGCAGAAUCACGGAUGGUGCCCAACGCGAACUCGGAUUGAUCAUGGGAGAUAUUUCUGAUGCCGAAGAGAAGCGAGUCAACCCGAAGGAGAAGGGAGCGGUUUUGAAACACUUCAGCUUGGUUCUCAAAAGAACUGAAUACGUCGCCAUGGAAAACAAGUCCUUCUCCCCGGAAGAUAAAGUGCAGAUUAAGGCCUUCAUCAAACACCUCAAAAACUGCAUCUACGGCUCCGCUUGAUCCUGGCGACUUGAUGGAUUCUGGAUUGGUGAAUUAUUUCCUUGAAGUUGAAGAAUGAUCCUCAGAGUGGAGUUUGUUUUGCGGGUCAGAAUAAACUGUACUUGGAGGCGAACCAACU